Eublepharis macularius is the source of this 2862-nucleotide messenger RNA. It is a transcript of the gene ASB3, whose product is annotated as ankyrin repeat and SOCS box containing 3. The record is from RefSeq and is a predicted model, not a curated record. Gene Ontology annotation, molecular function: protein binding. NCBI's taxonomy places the organism in Eukaryota, Metazoa, Chordata, Lepidosauria, Squamata, Eublepharidae. Bases 250 to 1857 code for a protein of 535 amino acids. The transcript has 10 exons. Gene Ontology annotation, biological process: intracellular signal transduction.
UACUUCCGGAGGGAAAUUUCACAUCACUUCCGGCGCGUUGACAAGGCUUCCUCCCCCUUAGAAAUAACCUAAAGGCUGGCGUUGCUCACGGCCGUUACUUCCGCUUGAAUGGAUUAGAGAGCCGUUCUGCUCGUCGCUCUCUAUGAUGCUCGUGGUACGUUGGUGAUCCUUCGAGGAAGAAACAAGUUGUAUCAACAUCCGGGGUAGUAGGCGGCCGUUGUUUGGGACGACGGAACGAGGUUUGUUGGAAUGGAUUUCACGGAAGCCUAUUCUGACAGAUGUUCAGCUGUAGGGCUUGCAGCUAGAGAAGGGAAUGUCAAAUGUUUGAAGAAGCUAAUCAAACAGGGAUACAGUGUUGAUGUUCCUGAUAACAGGGGCUGGAUGGCAAUUCAUGAAGCAGCCUUUUAUAACAAAAGUGACUGUCUGAAGCUCUUACUUGGAGCUGCACCCUCAGAUGACUACAUCAGAGCAAAGACAUUUGAGGGCACUUGUCCGUUGCACCUUUCUGCAAGUCAGGGAAGUUUGGAAUGUGUUGCUGUUCUUUUGAAAUCUGGAGCUAAUUCGAAUGAAGUUACUAAAGAUGCAAACACACCAUUGUUUUUAGCUGUUGAAAAUGGACACAUUGAUGUGAUAAGGCUUCUACUUCACCAUGGAGCAAAUGUUAAUGGGCCCCACUGUUGGUCUGAAUGGAAUUCUUUGCACCAGGCUUGUUUUCGGAACUAUCCUGAGAUACUGAAAUUACUCCUUGACGAAGGAGCCAGUGUAGAAUCAGAGGAUGACUUUGGGAUCACACCUUUAUUCAUUGCUUCACAAUAUGGAAAUCUGGAAUGCUUAAGGACACUUAUAUCUUAUGGAGCAAACGUCAAUUGUCAGGCCAAAGAUCGGGCCACACCAUUAUUUAUUGCUGCGCAAGAGGGCCAUGGCAGAUGUGUGGAAUUGUUGUUAUCAAAGGGAGCAGACCCAAACCUCUAUUGUAACGAAGAGGAAUGGCAGUUGCCCAUCCAUGCUGCAGCACAAAUGGGGCACCUCAAUAUUUUGCGCUUCCUUAUACCAGUUACUGAUCGGCUUUGUGGCACUGCUGAAGGCAAAAUGAGCCCCAUCUAUUCAGCCAUAUAUGGUGGACGUGAAGAUUGCUUGGAGCUGUUACUUGAGGAAGGUUACAGCCCAGAUGCACAAGCUUGUCUGUUCUAUGGCCACAGAUCACCCAUGUCUUUGGCUUUCACCAAGGGGUUGAAAUUUAAUCUCAUUCUUCUGAAAUACGGGAUUAGUCUUCAUGAAGCUGAUCUAGGCCUCUGUCUGUUCCAUGAAAAGUUCUCUUUAUUUCAGUAUUUCUUGAAGAGGGGCUGCAAGCUUCCUUGUAACCGACAUAUGAAAGAAUUUCAUGCAGUUGAUAUACAAGACCGAUACAAAAAGUGGCUGCCAUCUCUCCUGCUUGCUGGAUUUAAUCCUGUGAAUCUCCUCUGCCAGUCAUGGAUUUGCUCUGCGAACAAUGAUGCCCUGAAUUUUCUGUUAGAAUUCACUGAUUGGAAGAGACUUCCUUGGGAUGUGCAACAGAUCCUUUCAGAGCAUGAAAGAACCUCUGCAUGGGUACCUUGUAGUCACUUCGAAUCCAUCCCUUCCUUGUCUCACCUUUGCCGCCUGGAGAUCCGAUCACUUUUAACAUGCGAUCGUUUACGAUCAGACCAGUUCAUCCGGCAGUUACCAUUGCCCGCCGGUCUACAGGAUUACUUACUGUUCUUGGACAUAUUAAGAACAUAUGCUGUUUCACAGUCUUCCCUGACUUUGGGAGAAGUACAUGAAGGAGAUGCUCUGCCACCUCUAGACAUUUCAGGAACUACAGAGAGAAGAGGAACUUAGAGCUGAUGGAGGGUCAACAGAGUACCCAUAAACUUCUGGUAGUUACGAGGAGCAUGUCCUGGCUCUGUGCGGAAGUGGCUUCCAUGGCAGAGAGGUCAAUAAUUGCUCAUUAUAGGAGACACUUAACUCUUUUUUAAAGAAACUAACUGCAAUUCUAAUCAGAGUUACAGCCUUGUAAGCCCACUGAUUUCAGGGGACGUAGAAGGAUGUAACUGGGCUUAGAGUUGCAUCGUAAUGAGCUUCAAAUGAUUACAACUUUUAAUUGUAGUUUUUCCUGUAAACAGUUCAGUAUUCCAGUUAAUGAAAAUAGAAAUAAUUACUACCACUGAUCAUUCCAAAAUAAAGACCAACUUUUUUUUGCAACCAUGUGGACACAGUUGUCUGUCUUUACAAUCAAAAAUGUAACUCAUCCUGGCAUUAAUUUGAAUAUUACUACAAUGACCUGAAUUCUUCAGUGCAAUUGACAUUUCCAGUUUGUGUAUCGGGAGCAGGACUAGGAAAAACUGGAUCCCCUAUAAUCACUUUAGAGAAGAAUCUAGUAUGCGUGUGACUCCCUAAAGGAAAGGUGGCUUCUGGAGGCAGUAAUGCAACUACAUGUGGAUAGAGCAGCGUGGGCAUGGCUGUUUGCAUGUUCUCUGUUUUGUUCUGUUCUGUUGGGUUUUGGUCCUGGCCGAUGUUUACUGAUGAGAAAAGGUAACCAAUCACUCUUUGUCCCUUUGCAAAACAUCAUCUUUUCUUUAGUGGUGACACAAUCAUUUUAGUAGCUUGCUCUAUAAAGUGACAUAUAGGCCCUGACCAAAUCCUAAGCCAUCUUUCCUCUUGAAAGGUUUUAGAUGGGUAGCCGAGUUUGUCUGUAGUAGAGUGUAAGCUUUUAAAAGUUAGCGCUCCCUUCUUCAGACACGAGUAGGAAUGGAAAUCCUGAGCCUUUAUAUCCCAGCCAAAAGGUGGGUGGAAGGCAUCAGCAUGUAAAGGUACAAUGCAGCUUGAUCAGAUGGGUUUGCUACA